Aspergillus piperis CBS 112811 is the source of this 1714-nucleotide messenger RNA. RefSeq names its product putative pheromone processing carboxypeptidase (Sxa2) (gene sxa2). The transcript has 4 exons. Bases 17 to 1612 code for a protein of 531 amino acids. Gene Ontology annotation, molecular function: serine-type carboxypeptidase activity. Lineage: Eukaryota; Fungi; Ascomycota; Eurotiomycetes; Eurotiales; Aspergillaceae. The record is from RefSeq and is a predicted model, not a curated record. Gene Ontology annotation, biological process: proteolysis.
CCAGAGACCUUUCAGUAUGCUGUUUCGCAGUCUGCUGUCGACGGCUGUUCUAGCCAUCUCAUUGUGCACGGAUAAUGCUUCCGCUGCUAAGCACGGCCGGUUUGGCCAGAAAGCUCGCGACGCCAUGAACAUCGCAAAGCGUUCCGCUAACGCCGUGAAACACUCGUUGAGUAUUCCUGUCGAGGACUAUCAGUUCUUGAACAACAAGACUAAGCCUUACCGCGUGGAAAGCCUGCCUGAUGUUCACUUCGAUCUGGGCGAGAUGUAUUCCGGCUUGGUCCCUAUUGAGAAGGGCAACCUGUCACGGUCCCUUUUCUUCGUCUUUCAGCCCACUAUCGGCGAACCUGUGGAUGAGAUCACCAUCUGGCUGAAUGGUGGCCCGGGUUGCAGUUCCCUUGAAGCCUUCCUUCAGGAAAAUGGUAGAUUCGUGUGGCAGCCCGGAACCUACCGACCUGUUGAGAACCCAUACUCAUGGGUGAAUCUUACUAACGUUCUGUGGGUUGACCAACCCGUGGGAACGGGAUUCUCUCUGGGUGUCCCAACCGCCACGUCCGAGGAGGAGAUUGCCGCAGACUUUGUGAAGUUUUUCAAGAACUGGCAGCAGAUCUUUGGGAUCAAAAACUUCAAAAUCUAUGUUACUGGAGAGAGCUAUGCGGGCCGCUAUGUUCCUUACAUCUCCGCGGCCUUCCUGGACCAAAAUGAUACAGAACACUUCAACCUGAAAGGUGCACUGGCCUAUGACCCCUGUAUCGGCCAAUUCGACUACGUGCAGGAAGAAGCACCAGUUGUCCCCUUUGUCCAGAAGAACAACGCCCUCUUCAACUUUAACGCAAGCUUCCUAGCAGAGCUAGAAACCCUCCAUGAGCAAUGCGGAUACAAAGAUUUCAUCGACCAGUACCUAGUCUUCCCCGCAUCCGGAGUCCAACCACCGAAGGCUAUGAACUGGAGCGAUCCGACCUGCGAUGUAUACGACAUCGUCAACGACGCCGUCCUGGACCCCAACCCAUGCUUCAACCCCUACGGAAUCAACGAAAUGUGCCCCCUCCUCUGGGACGUCCUCGGCUUCCCCACCGAACUCGACUACCUCCCCGCAGGGGCCACCAUCUACUUCGACCGCGCAGACGUCAAGCGUGCCAUGCACGCCCCCAACAUCACCUGGUCCGAGUGCUCCGUGGAGAGCGUCUUCGUCGGAGGUGACGGCGGGCCCGAACAGGAGGGCGAUUUCUCAGCCAACCCUAUCGAACAUGUCCUGCCGCAGGUCAUUGAAGGCACUAACCGCGUUCUGAUCGGUAACGGUGACUAUGACAUGGUUAUCCUCACCAAUGGCACUCUUCUCUCCAUCCAGAAUAUGACGUGGAAUGGGAAGCUUGGGUUUGAUACUGCCCCGAGCACCCCCAUCAACAUCGAUAUCCCGGACCUCAUGUACAAUGAAGUGUUCGUUGAGAACGGCUAUGACCCGCAAGGUGGUCAGGGCGUUAUGGGCAUUCAGCACUAUGAGCGUGGUCUUAUGUGGGCUGAGACCUUCCAGAGUGGUCACAUGCAGCCUCAGUUUCAGCCGAGAGUGUCCUACCGUCACCUUGAGUGGCUGCUUGGUCGGCGGGAUACCCUGUAAGGUGGGUUAGGCUAAAAAUAAGGGAUGAUGUUGUGAUGAUAGUAAAGAUAUAAGCUAUGAUCUGUAGAUACGUUGCGCGAAUGUACAUGAGCAGCUUUUACU